Nomia melanderi (Alkali bee) is the source of this 3299-nucleotide messenger RNA. RefSeq lists its product as uncharacterized. Gene Ontology annotation, cellular component: nucleus. NCBI's taxonomy places the organism in Eukaryota, Metazoa, Arthropoda, Insecta, Hymenoptera, Halictidae. The record is from RefSeq and is a predicted model, not a curated record. Gene Ontology annotation, molecular function: RNA polymerase II cis-regulatory region sequence-specific DNA binding; DNA-binding transcription factor activity, RNA polymerase II-specific. Gene Ontology annotation, biological process: regulation of transcription by RNA polymerase II; cell differentiation.
UUCACCGAAGCACGCUCGUCGCGGAAGGGCGCGGGCCUCCUCGAGUGCUCGCGGAUGACAAUUAAUAACGGCGGACGGUGCCGGUGUUUCUGCACCGGGCGUAGAUUACGCGUACGCGGAAGUUCGCGGCGCGAGUCAGUCGCGCGGUGACUCUGUCGGGACGUGGUUGAUCGUGGACCAAACCUUCGGAACUGUUCUGUGUCAAGGAUUAAGAGAAACUCGAAGAAACUCGAAGAAACUCGAAGCUGAGCGAGUAUCGGUGAUACCGUAAGCUUCGAACAUGUUCGAGAAUCGUGACCGCCCGUUGGUGUAGAUCAUUGGCAAUUGCUCGAGAGGAUGGAAGACAGAGUAUCGCCGGAGCUGUGAACGUUCAAAGAGUGUAACGGAGAUUGUACGCUUCGUCGACGGACUGUUCGCGGUUAGGGUUUCACAGUGUUUCGCGAAGGACAUGUCGGGUAGAGACGAGACGAUGGAGGACGAGAAGCGCAGCGAAGCCUCGCCGAAGCCCUCUCAGCUGACUCCUUUCAGCAUUGCCGAUAUUUUGAGUCGGAGAACCUUUAGUCAGGAACAACGUUCCUCGGACCUCGAGGAAUCGCGAGGGGUGUCUUUCGUCAAGAAAUCCCAUCGAGAGUACGAGUGUUCGGAGAGCGAUCCGAGGGAAGGACACUCGGAGCAGGAUCGGAGCCAGUUGCCAAGAUUCUCCAGGCUACCGUCACCCGAUCUCAGCGUGGCCAGGGAGCUGGAUAUCUUGACGAGGAAUCUCGUCCACGCGAAUAUCUCGAACUUUCCUACUAUUCCACACCUGGCGCAGGGAACCUUCAAACACCUCGAGAGCCUGGGCAACAUGGCUGCCUAUCAGCCGGCGAAGGACACGAGGGAAGCUUCUCAGAGGCAGCAGGAUCAAGCACUGGACAUGAGCAAAAAUAAAUAUCUGGAGGACACGGAAGAAGACAUGUUCGAGGCGCAGAGCCACGGGCAAAAUCUCCAGAGCAGGAAGAAACGGAGCAGAGCAGCGUUUUCCCACGCGCAGGUGUACGAGCUCGAGAGAAGAUUCGCGGCGCAGAAAUAUCUGUCAGGUCCGGAAAGGGCAGAUCUCGCUCGAGGGUUGAAGCUGACGGAGACUCAAGUGAAGAUUUGGUUUCAAAAUAGACGAUACAAGACCAAGAGACGACAGCAGCAGGAGCUCGGCGCGCUGGUUAAUUCCGGAAACGCGAGGCGCGUGGCGGUUCGCGUUCUCGUGCAUCCGGACGAGCAUUUGAGGGGAUUGCCACUUCGUGGUUCCGGGCAACUUCCCGGGCAAAUGUCGAGCCCGCAGAUUCAUCCCGCGAACAAAGCGCUCGGCGGUUUCCCGUACUACUGCCUCCCCUAUCAUCCCCUGCUCUGCCCUCCCCUUCACUCCGGUCAUAUUCAGGUGCAAAACACGAUCGCGCCGGACCUCGAUCCCAGCCAGCUCGCGAAGAUCAACGACGAGAAAUAGACCGUCGAAUUUCACCGUACACCCGAUAAAUACCGGUGAUCGAGACACCAUUUCUCAUCGAUCGUUGUUCCGUUCAACGGACCUUCGGAUUUUUCUUCUUUUCAAAGGGGCUAUAGUUUGCUUUCUUCCCGUUCACUCGAACAAUCAAACUUCGUUUCCGCGUUCUUUCCGAACAAACGUUCGGGGAGAAUAAGGGAAUUAGCAAAAUCAAAUGUACUCCGUAACAAUUAGUCUCGUCGGCUUUUCGUUAAGCGUCAUGGUGUAACGAGGGAAUGUAAAACCAUGCGACAUACCUAAUCCCUCUUACACCCGACAAACUGUUUAAUUGGCCAGGAUACCCGAUAAGAGAGUAUGCGUUACUUACCGUUAGAACCGUUAUACUUGCAUCGAAGCGACAGUUUCCAACGACAUUUUGGCCAAUUUAAUAAAACGCUCCGUUAAGUUUCUGUUGGAUACCUAAGAUUAAACUAGUCCAUUCGUCCAUUUUCGUUUGAAUUAUCGUUCGUUCGCAGUAGAACGAGAUCGAAUGGUAUCGGAGUGGUUCGGAAGAUUACGAUCGUUGUUACCGUUCUUCGAGAUUGUUUUAGCUAGCGUUGCGAUCGAGUACUUACCGGUAACUUCUAGUUGACUACAUCUAGCUGCUAGUAAUUGUGAAACAAUUAUUUUCAUCCUCUACCGCUUUCGUUUCUUGAACCGAAGAGAAAACUACGCCAGUUCGGGUGACCAGUGUGUGUAUUUAAUGAAACGCAUUCACUGCCAAGGAUCUAUUGAAAUCCCUCUGAAUAAUGUACUUUGUUCGAAUGAAAAUUUCGUUGGAUCUCGUAAACUGUAUGGAAAAUUUGGUUGAUCGAGAAGCUAGGUAACUCGUUUGUGGCAGUGGAUGCGAAGCUAGUCCAUUGUAACUCUAGAGCGUAUAGAGUCUACACCGUUCGUUUGCCGCAGCCAAAGAACAAACAUUAUACAAAGUUCGAUUUUCGUGUGAAAAAUCUAAAAGUUCCAGUCCUCGCAUCGAGCAUUUGGCGCAUAGAUGCGCAACCGACGACGACGAUGAUGCCGUUGUUAUCGUAAUUAACAGCUAUUAAUCACUUUUAAUCGCACAGCCACUCGGAAAUAACGAUUCAAAGAUCACGGUUAUCGAUUGUUCUGUCGACGUAGCGUGUCCGGACAACUCGACACCGUCAGCGUAUACGUUCGCAAUAAAGUUACUUAUAAACGUUAUCGUAAACUAGGAAGAGGAUCGUGUAAAUUAGCGUGUAAAUAACUGUAUAAAAUGCAAUACGAGUAUCGGUGGACGGUCUUCGCUUAUUUAUUAUCGGCCGUGGAAUCGCGUCGACGCUAUUAUCGAGAAAUUACCACUGGAACUACCGGACGGAUAUCGAAACGAUCCGUACGAGCAUGUUUAUUUUGCAAUUUAUCGCAAUCGGUAAAUCCAUUUGUAAAAUUCACUGUUGCGAAUUGUAAAAAGUUUCUGAGAAAUUCUAAGCAAGUUGGACGAAUGAGUUGGUGGUAGUUCCCGUGUCGAUAGAAAUUGUUUUCCUUUAUCAGCGAUCGUUAAAAAGAAAUCGAAGCGUUCCAGCGCGGCCGCCGUCAACGAUCGAUCGCGGCGCACGUGCAAUAGAAAUCAGAGUGCACCGAUACUGUUGUACGAUUAAGCGUUAUUACACUUUUAUUAUAAGCGAGCGCGCCCGACAGCGAUUGUUCCCGCGCGCCCAUGUGAUGUGAAUACAGAUCUAUGCGAUUAUGUCAAGUGGUUCAUUGAAAAGGGAAAUGCGGAAUAAAUAAAGGAGGGGAAAAAGUCUGGCAAAAAAGAAACAGAAAAAGA